AUCCACCAGCUACGCAGGGAGGAGAAGAAAAAGGGUAGAGAGACAGGGAGGGAGAGGGGCGGAGAGGCAUUCAGGCAGCUCCGUGUCUCUCUCGCGCGUGCUCUCUUCCCAGUCCCCAUACUCUCUUUUCUUUCGAAGCCCACAAGUAGAGUAACCCUCGUCUCCUCGGUUUCGACGUGCGACUCCGUUCGAUUCCGGCAGCUCCUCCGCUGUCUCGGGGAUCCAAUCCUCCGUCGGAGCUCGGUUUUGGAUUUUUUGUGUUCGUGCCCCCGUAGAGUUUGGUUGGGAUCUAAUGGACCAGUACGAGAAGGUGGAGAAGAUUGGGGAAGGGACCUACGGAGUGGUGUACAAGGCUCGAGACCGUCUGACCAAUGAGAUGAUAGCUCUGAAAAAGAUUCGCCUGGAGCAAGAAGAUGAGGGAGUUCCCAGCACAGCCAUAAGAGAGAUCUUCCUCCACCCAGGUUUUUCUGGUAUAUUGAGCCUGGCUACUUUGGCAUCUGCUGAUGAAGCUGAGCAUGGCCUACCAUGUCCAAUCUAUCCUUGGCCUCACAAAGGCAUUCUUAGUUCCUAUGACCACGCAUCAAUUCGGCGCGGUCACCAAGUUUACCAACAAGUUUGUGCUUCUUGCCAUUCAAUGUCUCUGGUUUCAUAUCGAGAUCUUGUUGGUGUAGCAUACACUGAAGAGGAGACAAAGGCUAUGGUAGCUGAGGUUGAGGUGGUUGAUGGGCCAAAUGAUGAAGGUGAAAUGUUCACACGUCCUGGUAAAUUAAGCGAUCGUUUCCCUCAGCCAUAUCCAAAUGAACAAGCAGCAAGAUUUGCCAAUGGAGGAGCAUAUCCUCCAGACUUAAGCAUUAUCACCAAGGCACGACACAAUGGCCAAAACUAUGUUUUUGCCCUACUCACAGGAUAUUGUGAUCCUCCUGCAGGUGUUUUGAUUCCUGAUACUUCAAAUGCUCGUAGAGAUGAUGAUGAUGGAGCUGAAUUCCGUCCCUGAUACUUUGUAGAUUGUUUUUUAUGGAGUUUGAUAUGUAAAACUACAUUGUAAUUCAUAACUUUUUAUGUAAAUUUAUAUUUUGAAUGAUCUAAAUGUUUAUGUCAAUAUCAAUGUAAUUUGAAUGUUUGGUUCAUAUUGUAUAAUGUGUGUUUUAUGAUUUAU
Phoenix dactylifera (date palm) is the source of this 1156-nucleotide messenger RNA. Its product is annotated as cytochrome c1-2, heme protein, mitochondrial-like. Gene Ontology annotation, biological process: protein phosphorylation; mitochondrial electron transport, ubiquinol to cytochrome c. Lineage: Eukaryota; Viridiplantae; Streptophyta; Magnoliopsida; Arecales; Arecaceae. The record is from RefSeq and is a predicted model, not a curated record. Gene Ontology annotation, cellular component: respiratory chain complex III. Gene Ontology annotation, molecular function: electron transfer activity; ATP binding; protein kinase activity.